Molecule: messenger RNA, 5552 nt
Organism: Monopterus albus (swamp eel)
Lineage: Eukaryota; Metazoa; Chordata; Actinopteri; Synbranchiformes; Synbranchidae
Gene: chs1
Product: chitin synthase 1
Exons: 35
Coding region: 1-4257 (1418 amino acids)
Biological process (GO): chitin biosynthetic process
Cellular component (GO): cell periphery; cell septum
Molecular function (GO): chitin synthase activity
Source: RefSeq, a predicted model, not a curated record
AUGGAGGAAUUGAAAUACAGAGUAAAGAAAAGAGAUGGAAGACACAGGGACACAUGGGAUCCAUUCCAGCUGAACCCAGUAGGAGCUGAGAAGGAGAGCAAGAGAAGAUGUUUCCAAAUAGCUCAGUACCUGGUGGCUGUUAUUGUGGGGUUGGCUGUCUUGGCGAGUGCUGUUGUGGCUAAGGGCGCUCUCCUGGUGCUGUCAACAUUGUCCAGUCCAACCUCCAUGCGCAGCCCAAAGGAAAAGCAGUUCUACAUGCUGAUGUUGGUUUUCUGCUUGGUCUGCCCCAAUGUCCUGGUGUUUAUUAAAUCACUGUGGAGGUGUGCCUUCAAGAGCUUUGUACAACCCAACAUGAAGACCAUGUCAUUUAUUUGUACCAUUGAGUGCCUGGUAUCUCUUGGUACUUCAAUACUGGUGCUAGUUGUUAUGCCUCAGUUCGACGUGUUGACUAAUCUCUUCAUCAGCGGAGGAGUCUGCAUUGUGUCUGCAAUCCUGCAGAUUGUUUUCAGACUACAGAGAGAAAUGUGGAAAAUUGUGUUCCCAAUAUGCUCCCUCAUUCUCACACUUGCUGGUUACUGCCUCCUGGGACUUGAUUAUUAUGUUCGUAUAUCAACAUAUGUGGAUAACCAGAGUACCGACUGCUAUAUCUACAUUGGAAUUGGAAUUUUCGCUUCACUACUCGUUUCCCUUUGCUGGUGGGAAAACCCACUGCAAGCUACUAACCGCAUGCAGGAUACAUUGUCAGAACUGGAUGGUUUCAGGGACUUCGUGUUUGUCAUCAGUAGUAUUCUGAGAAUAAUCGUGAUAGGAGGAGUAUACUUGAUAUACCAUGUGCUUAUCGAGAAGUCUAUUGUCUGGUCAGACUUUAACCUGCAGAAUGCUGACUGGGAAUUACUGCAAGUAGGACUGGUGCUGUUUUUCUUACAGGCCUUCUGCUCAGCAGCCUGCCACUGGUUUGGAGUAGUGGCCUGUAAGAUUCAUGCAGUCAGGAUGGGUUUUGCAGUGCCAGUGUGUUGCACGGGACCUGCAGUGUUACUGUUGGGAAUGAUACUUUUCAUAACCCAGGUUCAAAAAUUGGAAGGAGCAGAACAUGGGAACAUCACAGGUAAGUUUAUUUUUUUUUGUGAGAGCUUGGCCUACCUGGGCAGUAAGAACACAACCCCUGUGGCUUUACUGGAGCUCACAAGGAGCAUCUGUCGGACUUCACUUAACAGCUACUACUUACAAUGGCCUUUUUCAAUGCUGGCACUGGAGGGAGUGUGUAUGUGGUCAGGCUUUGUCACAUGUACCUACUACGUAUGGAAAAUCAAGGUCCAGCGUAUAGAAAGAACCUCCCAGCUGUUUGUUCGUCGACUCUAUGAAUCUGCUUUCAUUGACCUCUCUCUGUUACUCAACACUAAGAUGAAGGUGCCACGGGCUAAAAACCAAGACAGCCACGAUGACAUACAAAGCUGUGUGAUCUAUCUGUGUGCCACUAUGUGGCAUGAGACCUAUGAGGAAAUGCUGAAGAUUCUCACCUCCAUGUUCAGGCUGGACCGUUAUCGAGGUGAUCCAAAGGAGGAACACAAGGACUGCUUUGACUUUGAGUGUCACAUUUAUGUGGACGAUGCCUUCAUGACUGAAGAGGAAACAGGAAAGAGGCUGGUUAAUUCUUACGUUAAUGACCUGAUCGAUGUUGUCAUUGAGGUUUAUAGGGUGUUUACCAACAAAGAACCAGAUGAAGUGUCGAUCAUUGAGACUCCCUAUGGUGGCAGGCUGAUCUUUGUUUUGCCAGAAGGCAACAUGCUUUAUAUUCACCUAAAAGACAAAAGUCUCAUCAGGAACAAGAAAAGAUGGUCCCAGAUUAUGUAUAUGUACUAUCUGCUUGGCUGGAAGGGGUACAUUGCCAAGAAUCCUCAGAAGAUCACACACCAGAAUAACCUGUGCAGAGCUAGUCUGGUGUCUUGCGAUGGUGAGAUUUUCCUGUUGCCUCAGUAUGACAAUGACAACAAGAGAAGAUUCAUCUCAGAUGAGAACACAUAUAUCCUGGCACUGGACGGAGACACCGACUUCCACCCUAAAGCUGUGAUUCUACUUGUAGACAGGUUGAGGAUGUAUGACAAUGUAGGUGCAGCGUGCGGUAGAAUCCAUCCUACUGGAAUGGGUCCGAUGGUGUGGUACCAGAAGUUUGAGUAUGCAGUAGGCCACUGGCUACAGAAGACAGCAGAGCAUGUAUUUGGCUCUGUACUGUGCAGCCCAGGAUGUUUCAGUCUGUUUAGAGGGUCUGCCUUGAUGGAUGACAAUGUUUUAAAAAGAUACACAACAACUUCAACCAGAGCUGCUGAAUAUGUGCAGUAUGACCAAGGGGAGGACCGCUGGCUGUGUACUUUGUUACUGCAGGAAGGCUGGCGUGUCGAAUACAACGCUGCAUCAGAUGCAUACACCAACUCACCACAGGAGUUCAAGGAGUUUUACAACCAGAGGAGACGAUGGGGACCCUCUACACUGGCCAAUACACUGGACCUCCUGCACAAUGGUGGCGAGACUGUGAAGAGAAACUCGUCCAUCUCCAGGCUUUACAUCUUCUACCAGAUGUUUACAGUUGGUUCCUCAAUCCUGGGACCAGCCUCUGUGACUCUCAUGAUAGCAGGUGCUUUCCAGUUUGUCUUCGGCCUCUCUGGAACAAAUUCCAUCAUUGUCGCCAGCGUUCCUCCCGUCUUCUACAUCAUCGUCUGUUUUAUAGCCAAGACUAAUAACCAAAUAACCAUCGCUGGCAUUAUGAGUGUUCUGUAUGCAUUCCUCAUGACCGCAUCUUUCUUUUCCAUCAUUGGUGACAUGGUGAUUCAGGGCACCUUCCUGACCCCUACUGGCUUGUUUUUGGUUUCUAUGACAAUCAUGUACUUCAUUACAGCGUUACUACACCCAGAGGAGUUUGGGUUGAUUAUCUAUGGUCUGAUGUAUUUCAUCUGUAUCCCCAGUGGAUACCUCCUACUCACCAUCUACUCCCUGGUUAACAUGAACAAUGUGUCCUGGGGCACAAGGGAAUCCAACAAAGGGUCAGAAUUGAAGAAGAACCAUAAUACUGUGUGUGACAGAACAUGUAAACUGUGCUGCUGGGACAUGAAGAUACAGGUAACGCAGGAAACAGAGAAUCUGAUGCUUCAACAGAUCACAGGCCAGAUUGCACAGCAAGCCCCUCCCCCUCAAAACACCAACCAGGAAAUGACUCAAAAGCCAGCCUCACAGACGCAGCCUCAAGCUAAACCCAGUACCAUCAAAGUAGUUCCUGAUGAAGCUAAGGAACAUCCUAGUGAGAAACCAAAGAGGAAGUCAGCAAAAGGCAGUGACACUGCUUCCACUGACAGUGAUGACAGUGAUGAAAAUGAGACUGUAUCCCUGAGUGCAUCCAGCGAUAUCGAUAAUAACUUUAUGAUUGAUGACCUAGUGGAACCAGAGGAGCUACCUGUCAGUGACUGGGUGACACCAGUGAAAGAAGAGUUUUUGAAAAAGUUAACUUAUGCCAACAUGAAGAGGAAUCUACAAGAACAAAUACGAUACACACUCCGGAACAAAAAUCAUGAUGACGUGUGUGAAGAUUUGGUCUUAAUGUUAACAGACACUCUUAAUGGACAGUUGAGUGGAUUGGGGCCUGAAGAUGUUCUGUCAGAAAGCCAGCUGGACGAGUUAGAAGAUGCACUAUCAGCGCAGGCUCGACGUAUCCUCAAGACCAAUCAGAUGAUGAGAUUAGAGAAGAGAGUGACGACAGCAAUCAAGAAAACAGUCAUCGCCCCACAAGUGCAGAAACUAGAUAAUGGUGAGCACAAAUUCUGGAACAAGGUAAUCGAAGACUACUUGAAGCCUAUCAAGGAAACUGAAGCGCAUAAGGAGGUGGUCAUCAGAGAACUAAAGUCGCUGCGUAACAAGGCUGUCUUCCUGUAUUUCAUCAUCAAUGUGCUGUGGGUGGUAGCUACCUUCUUCCUGCAGGCGAUUGGAAGUGAUGUCAUCAGCAUCCAGAUACCCAAAUACUUCCCCAAUGGAACUCUAUCUGAUGAAUAUCUCAAGGUGGAGCCUCUCAGUUUGAUGUUCCUGUUGUCUUUUGCUAUUCUUCUCAUUAUCCAGUUUCUGGCCAUGCUAUAUCACAGGGUCUACACUCUGAUCCAUGUGGUGUCGUACCGCGGCACAGAGAAAGACUACAAACAGAGAGACGAAGAGGACGAUGAUGAUGGCUUGACUCUAGAGAACCGCAAUGGACUUGUCAUUACCAGUGAUGACCUGUAAUCAGCAACAAUCAACUGUAACCAGAGAAAACCAACACCCAGCACACACUGGCACUGUCAGACGCAGUAGUCAGCAGGUGUCUCACCGUAUUUCUCUUCCACUGAGGAAGUGAAUCGAAUACUUUUUUCCAGCAACACAUAUGCACAUUUUAAUGAUCAAACAGCAGAGACUGUAGCCUGCCAGACAGGCUUUCAAAAAAGGAAAUGUCUUAAUUUAGAUGUCAGGAAAUAAUCUAGUCUACAGAUGUUCUGCAGAGGCUGUUUUGCCUUCUGGCUACUGACAGUUGACUGUAGUCCAGCUGAGGAUGCACAGUGUCAAAAGGGAAAUAAGUUAUAACAGAUCCAAUAUCUUUGUUUGACCAUUUAAAUUAGGAAAUGAUUUGACAUGAGUUCAGGUUUUUUAUGAUAGGACCUCAGGUAGGACUGUUUUAAUGAUCAUGUGUUUUAUUUCAAUACAUUUGCUCUUGACAUUUGUAUUUAUUGUUUUGGCAUAUGGCUGAACGUAUCAGUUCUACUGGCUAAGUGAACAUGUCGGUUGAGACUGCACAACCCAUUACACAUUAAGAGGGUUGAAAGUAAACAUUAAAAAAAAAAUCCUUGUAGUAGAUACAUUUUAAAGAAUUGUCAGUGUUUUCAGGGAAUCUGUUAGCGAUUUUUUUUUUCAUGUUUUCAUCACAAUCAGUUUACUAUAAAUUGCAACAAUGGACUUUGUCUGGAUAAAGCAAAUCAAUGUCUUAUGUUCAAAAAAGUUUAUCUGAGCUCAUUAAUUCAGGAUUUUAAAAUGAGUAUUUUAUUGAAAAGUAUUUUGACUAGAUUAAUAAACAUGAUUUUCACAUUCUUUAUUGUUGAGACUGCAGAAAUGUGUUUAUUCAACUAUGGUCAAAAAGGCAGCUGAACAGUAAUAAAACCAAACUGAAAAUUUAUAACUUGUUACUUUUAGUAAUUAUAUGUUCUAUAAAAGACACCAAUUCAAAGCAUGCACACAUUUCCUGAAUUUUCAUACAGGUGUAUGCAUAUCUAAUCUUACCUGGUAUGUGGGGUGGUAGGCGAGGAAGGUUUGACUGCAGUGCACCAAAAUACAAUUUGCCUGCAGUGACGGGGUGUAUAGGCUACUGGCAUUUAGUGAGACAGGAAAAUGAAAUGGGAUUAAUUGGGCGGGUAGUGACUUGUAUCCAAAACCUUAUUAAAAUCUGUUCUGUGCUUUAGGUGUGGUAUACUGGCAAAACUAACACAGCAGGUUACAUUAACUGAACUGCUAGUGAUCCAUUCAUGCAUUCAUGACUCUAUCUUCUUAAA